CUGGGACUCCAUUUCCCAGGCGGCCGCGGGCGCGACCGGAAGCGCCGUGCGUCUAUAAGAGGAAGGUGGCGCGGCUCGCCUUCCCUGCGGCGGCGGUGCCGGGCGCGCGGGGCGCGGAGGGUUCCCGGCUGCUUGGGCCUGGAGUCCCGGUAGCCGCGGCGCCGGGUGGCGACGGAGGCGGGCCUCGGAGACCCCUGCGACCCACCGUGGUUCGGGGGUGAGAAGGAGCUCGAGUGGGGAGUUCGGGGAGCUCGAGUGCUGGGUCCACUACCGCCCUGCCUUGCGCGGUCGCUCGCUACCCUUCCCUUGGCCUCAGCUUUCCCUUGUAGGAAACGGGACGCCGUCGUCUGUGCCCUUCCUCCUGCAGGUGUGGUGUGGUUGUACGGGCACGAAAGCUCUUCGGAAGUCGCUGGCAGCAAGCGGAGCCCGUCGCCCUAAUUGUCACCCGAAGGCUAGCUGGGACCAGUAAGCGGCCCUUCGUCCCCGCAGAGGGCUCUGGGGUAGGGGAUCCGGGCUCCCGGAGCCGUUCUCGGGGCACCAGAGCCAGACCCGAGCAGCCCGAGCAGCCCGAGCAGUCCGCAGUCCGGGAGGGCGGGGCUGUCAUCCCUGCGGCGCUAAGGAGCGCCUUGCUUUUCUACCUCCCGAUUGGAAUCUAGGGAACCCGACUUUGCAGAAGCUGCGUUCGGACUCGAGGAGUCCUUGGAGCUGAGGGAAGCGAACCUGGGUUCCUGUACCGGCUGUGCCACUCACCGUGGCCAAGCCACUUUCCUUCUUUGGGUCCCAGUGAUUUUGAUCUGUAAGAGAAGAGUUUAGGACUUGAACCCGAAGUCUGAUUCUCAGGAUUCCCAAGCCCUCCACCAUUCAUCUGGGAAGUGGGGGCAACAAACUGGCUUUCUGUUCCUUCAUCCACUUGUAGUUCUAAAUUUUAAAAGAAAAGGAAGUCAUGAAAGAUAAUUGUCUGAUGGAUCCAACCUGCUGACCAGGUGCUUCAUGCUGACUUCACUGGGGGAUGACUGAACAUCUGGUGACUUGAAACUUUCUCUGCUCUUACAGAGACUAAGGGGACACCUCUGAAGCUGGGUGGCAAAUCUCUGAGCUCUGUAGUUGAGCCACAAAACUUCUAUGAAGAUGGUGGUGUUAUGGUGUUAUCUACCCUCAGCCUUAUGGAACUUUGUUUUUCCCCCAGCCCCUCGAGUCUUCUCUUCUCAGUGAUUACUGCCAACUUGGGUCACAUUGAGCAUUCAGUGUCUGUUUCUGUUUCUAGUUAGGUGGACACCUGCCAUGGAGUGAGUUGGCAUGGCAUAGUAUCAGGGCUACCAAGAGGCCUGGCCUGGCAUGGAGGCCACAAGCUUCAGGCUGUAGCUUAUAGGUAGGAUGGACUGCUGUGACAAUAGUUGAAUACUUUGCCCUUACAAGGUCCUCAUGGACAUUUUCUCACUUGCUCUUCUGACAGUCUAUGGUCAAGGAAAAAACAGGAGCCUUAAAGCCAAACAGACAAGGGUUUGAAACUUCCUGCCCAUUUCCUGGGUCCUAAUGCUGGCAUUUAAUCUUCCUGAGCCUUAGUUUCCUCAUCUAUAAAAUGGAGAUGAUAACUUCUCACAGGAGCAAAUGAGAUCAUGGGUUCUAGUGGGGUGUCUGCUCAUGGCUGCUCUUCAGUGUAUUCUCAUUACCAUGCUUUUCUUUCAGAUGAGAAGAAUGAGUCCUACCAAUGCUAAGUGAUUUGCUCAAGGUGCCCCACUUCAUAAGAAUUGGAGCCUUGGCCAUCACUCUGUCAGUCUGCCACUAAGUCUACAGGGAGCACCUAAUCAGAAUGGCUGUGGGAUGGUUCUACUUGUCCUUUUACUCACUGUGGUUCCUGGGCUUGAUGUGCAUCAUCCUCACCAUCUAUUGGGUGCAGUUGUGGCAUGGUGGCUUUGCCUGGGAUGGCACCCUUCUCAUGUUCAACUAUCAUCCAGUAUUCAUGGUUGUUGGCUCAGUGGUACUCUACAGUGCUGCGUCACUGCUGUACCGCCUGCCGCAGUCGUGGGUGGGGCCGAAGCUGCCAUGGAAGAUCGGCCACGCCAUGCUGCACCUGCUGGCCUUCAUCCUGACCGUGCUGGGGCUGGUGGCCGUCUUUCAGCUCCACCGCCGCUCCAGGAUCACCAAUCUCUACUCCUUGCACAGCUGGCUGGGCAUUGUCACCGUCUUCCUUUUUGCCUGCCAGUGGUUCUUGGGCUUUGUUGUCUUCCUGCUGCCCUGGAUGUCCGUGUGGCUGCGCAGCCUCCUUAAACCCAUCCACGUCUUCUUUGGAGUCAUCAUCCUGUCUCUGUCCAUCGCAUCUGUCAUUUCUGGCAUUAACGAGAAGCUUUUCUUCAGUUUGAACAAUGCCACUGAACCAUACACCAAUCUGCCCAGUGAGGCUAUCUUUGCCAACAGCCUUGGGAUGCUGGUGGUGGUCUUUGGGCUACUGGUGCUCUAUAUCCUCCUGGUUUCAUCUUGGAAACGCCCAGAACCAGGGAUCCUGACUGAGGGACAGCCCCUGUUGCGUGAUGGGGAGUGAAGCAGGAAGGGGCACCCAGGAGCAGGUGGAGGUGCUUCCCCUCAGAAGCUCUGCUCUGCCUGGGGCUCCUGUCUGGUUUCAGCGACAGACCUGCCUUGGGCUCUGGGCCCCAAUCUCUUCUGGCCUCCAUGUGGUGGUGGAGGGGGGUGGGGGGGGAGUCUGCUCAUUCCACCAAUUUGCUGCCCACCCUCCUUGCUUGGUGGCUUCGGCUUCUGUACUCCUUCCUGGCGUCACUUUCUUGGGUUCCUCAUUCACUGUGGCCUCCUCCCUGCACCACAGCUGCUCAUGCUGCCCCUGCUUUCUGUGUGGUCAGGCUGAUUCCCCCUUUAGACCCCAAGGAUGUGACAGAAAAUCUUGACAGCUCAAAGGAGCCAGGAGUCAAGGGCAAUCUGUAUGUGAAGAGUGAGGUAUCUGUAUCUACACCAAUCUGUAUGAUAAUGGUGUCCAGCAGCUUUCCCUUAAAGGCAUGUGUUUCAUUUGAGCCGCCCCCACCGUGGGGUGGGCAUCAUCAGCCAUCAUCUCCAUCCAGCCCACCAAGAUGUGAGGCUGGGCACAAACAUCUUGAGGUGAUGGAAGUAUGGGGGGAGAAUGGCAGCAGAGCAGCUUCUGCAGAGAAGCUGAGCAGCUGACUGCUCUUUGCUGUUCUGUUUCAUGUUGCCAUGUUCCCUGUCUGCCAACAUUGUGACCAUGUGGCUCUGCUUCUUCUGCUACAGCUCUGGCCUAGAUCCUGGCCUCCCCUAUGACUUACAUGCCCGUCACGGUCAGGCAGCCUGAUGAACCCUGGUAGCCUCUUUUUCCAACAACAUCCUGUCCAACAGGGAUGAUCCUCAAGGGUGCUUCAGAUUUCCUUUGCUGCCCCUCACCAGAUCAGGGCCUCUCUGCCUGUCCCGGGCAGGCUCAGCUUCGCUCUUUUGGCAAAGUGCCAACCCAGCUGAUUUUUCACUCUCCCGCUCACCAUAAAAAAGCCAAAGUUGUGGUACAUUGUGCCCAGCGGACCCCCAGGGGCCACAGCCACUUUCCAAGGUGCUGAGUAUCAGACUGCCUCAUCUCCCCCUCUGGUGACUUGCUUGGCCAAACCCAGUCUCCUGUUAUGCCAGAGGGUGAACAGCUGCUUGCCUCUUGAGGAGAAGCUGGGGUUAGGGUGAGGACGGGAGAAAUCUUGUUCCUCUCUUAAGUGAUGGCACUGUGGCUUUUCCUGCCCUCUCCAAAUGAGCCCUGCCAGGUCCCAGGCUCCAUACUGCUGUGCUUAAUGACAAGUGGCACAAUACCUGGGGGCUGGGAUGCAUUUACCCUUGGCAGGUGGAGAGGAGGCUGGCUGUCCACUCCAACCCCACACGGCCCGGUGUCAGCAGGACUGUGACUGAACUUCCGAGUGAUGGACCCUUUGAAGCCAUUGGGAUAACUGCCAGACACCGGUCAUGUGACCAGCGCCCCCUCUUUCCACAUGGGUAGGCCUGUAACCUGAAGCUUGAUUUCCAUUUAUCAUGUUUUUAAGAAACAAAGCAUCCUCUAUUGUAAUGA
Messenger RNA from Nyctereutes procyonoides (raccoon dog), 4060 nucleotides. RefSeq names its product lysosomal membrane ascorbate-dependent ferrireductase CYB561A3. Gene Ontology annotation, molecular function: oxidoreductase activity. The record is from RefSeq and is a predicted model, not a curated record. The transcript has 7 exons. Bases 1811 to 2539 code for a protein of 242 amino acids. Lineage: Eukaryota; Metazoa; Chordata; Mammalia; Carnivora; Canidae. Gene Ontology annotation, cellular component: lysosomal membrane.